This is a messenger RNA of Phragmites australis (common reed), 860 nucleotides long. RefSeq lists its product as uncharacterized. Bases 137 to 496 code for a protein of 119 amino acids. The transcript has 3 exons. Lineage: Eukaryota; Viridiplantae; Streptophyta; Magnoliopsida; Poales; Poaceae. The record is from RefSeq and is a predicted model, not a curated record.
UCAACUACAACCAUCCAUCAGCGCAGAAUCAAAAUAUCUGCCGACCAGUCCAAGCCAUCAAACCAUUUUCACGGUUCGUCCUCGCAAGAACAGCUCGAUCAAAAUUCUUCAGCAGCAAGCAAGCAGUUCGUCCACCAUGGCCAUGUUUGCUUCCACCUCCUUCACGUACCACAAGCCGCGUUUCACGGUGGUGUGCAGGAAGAACAAGGACGGCCGGGACAGGGAGAGGGAGCGGGAGAAGGAGCACAAGCACCCCUUCAAGGUCGUCGAGAUUACGCCGCCGCCGCGCUGCCUCGGCGUCCGCUGCUUCCCCACCAACAUCCACUGCGGCGAGAGCGUGACGAUCGAAGGCCAGGCGUACACGGUCUCGGCGGUGACGCACCGGUACCAGCUGCGCAAGGGGCGGUACGAGCCCAGCGAGAAGCGCCUCGACGUCCUCUCCACCGGCAGAUACAUCCUCAACCUCUACCUCCAAAACCUCCUCGACAAGUCAUAGUCUAGCUCACUCGUAGCACUCACCGUAAAUAAUACCACUACUUGAGAGCUUGCCCAUCGAAUCGAACGCUUGUCCCAGUGGAUGGACGAUCGUGGAUGGUGGUGCUUGCUGCGUACUACUAUGUAUAACUGAAAAGUGAGGCAUAAAGUUCAGGUCCAGUAAAGAUGAUCUUUUCCGAUCCAAAUGUUCAGCUGAUGUAGAAGUUGUUCUGUCCGGGCAUCCGGCCGGGAUGUGUGAUGAUGCUACUCCUUCGUGCUAGCUGAAUUUAUCCUGUCCCGUGUGUCACUGACACCUGUUGGGUUAGUUACAGUGACGGAGCUUACACCAAAAUUAAGAGGGACCACCUCAAAUGAUUGCGUACUAA